AGAGAAUGAACAAACUCUAAGCUUAGAUACUGGGGCAUUUAGUGUCAAAGAAGCACCACCAAGUCUUUUCCCUGAACCUUCUGCAACAACACAUUCUCCUGAUAGAGAUAGGAAUGGGACAGCAGGGGGAGAAGAAAAUUCCGCCGCUUCUUCUCCAGAUCGCGAGUUUCUGAGCGAAAUGAGUUCUUUCACCCGAAUUUCGAACGAAAGUAAAAGCAGGUACUCGGUAUUCUCUAGAGAUAGUUCUGUAGAUGUUGGAAAUGAAUCGAGACCCUCAGUAACCAGCAUUUCCUCAUUUUCCACAUCAUCCCGCAGAUACGAUAUAGUUGGACAAAAAUCUAUUGAAUCCCGAGCAAGUGUUACAAGUUUGUGGUCUUCAGAUCUGAGCUCCAGAAGAGAUUCCGAAGCAAUUCCAGAACAUGAGGAAGAUUCCAGUGAUAAAUCUUGUACCUCAGCAACUAGCACUGCUUUGAGUUCUGAUGGAUUAAGAAGAUAUUCUGAAGGAGUAGGAAAGUUCAGGAGAUCAUCAUCGAGAUCAUCACAGAUAAGGAAAUAUGUGAGGAGGUUUCCAUUAUCGAACGAUAGACGAAGAACUACAGGAAGUUUCGACAUCGAAAAUGGCGCAAGCCCAGGCCGCUCACCUCUCGACGCAGUGGCCUCCCCCUCGGCCGGCCUGGUUCUACAGAAUCUACCUCAACGCAGGGAGAGUUUCCUCUAUCGGUCGGACAGCGACUUCGAGAUGUCCCCAAAGUCUAUGUCGAGAAACUCAUCCAUAGCAAGUGAAAGAUUCAAGGAGACUGAAAACAUAUUGGAUAAAUCCCAUGGAGAAGACCUCAUAGUCACGCCUUUCGCACAAAUUCUUGCCAGUUUACGUAGUGUACGCAACAACUUUCAGUGUCUCACCAAUGUGCCCCCAAACAAGUCUAGACGUUCCUCCGUAGCACCCAUGUCGGCCCAACCGAAGGUACCGAAUCUUAACCCUGGAGAUGAUGCAUUUAUGAAAAUGGCUAUGGAAACCAUGGAUGAACUAGAUUGGUGCCUAGAUCAACUUGAAACCAUCCAGACGCACAGAUCUGUCUCGGAUAUGGCGUCAUUGAAGUUCAAGCGUAUGCUGAACAAGGAGCUUUCCCACUUCUCAGAGUCGAGCAAAUCCGGAAACCAGAUAUCUGAAUACAUAUGUUCCACGUUCCUUGGUGAGUAUAUUCAAGCUUCCCCCCCCUGGAACUGAAAUGUAAGGAAAUUCGCG
Messenger RNA from Coccinella septempunctata (seven-spotted ladybird), 1246 nucleotides. Its product is annotated as cAMP-specific 3',5'-cyclic phosphodiesterase, isoforms N/G-like. The transcript is spliced from 8 exons. The record is from RefSeq and is a predicted model, not a curated record. The coding region runs from base 179 to 1228 and encodes 349 amino acids. NCBI's taxonomy places the organism in Eukaryota, Metazoa, Arthropoda, Insecta, Coleoptera, Coccinellidae.